CAAUUAAAUACAAUUUAGAAAGAGCUAAAAUUUUCAUUAAUCACUUUACCACCUAAAUUACACCCACCGGUAAUGAUUCUUUUACAAAUUAAUUAAUGAAUUUAGACAAAAACAAUCUUACGUCAUCAUCGUCUUCAACCGUACCUCAUUCAUAUCACCGCCUCCGCAAUUCUCAUCUUGACUGCCCGCUGCAUAUAUAAUAUAAUCAAUAACCAGGCAGUCAAUACCAUGUCCAUGGAACUCACUACCUCAACUUAAAUACCUCUCUGGAAUUUCUAUAUAUACGUGUGUAUGUGGGUCUGGUGAGCUAUAUACAUCUACAGCCAGAUCUGCAAAUACUUGCAGUAUUUUUUAAAAAAUGUUUGCGAUAUUUCUCUUCAUGAUCUUCACCGCAGUGCCAUUGGCGCGCUGCGGUGGCAUCGACGACACUCCUACGGCCUACGAAGUUCUUCAACAAUACGAUUUUCCUAUCGGUCUUCUUCCCAAGGGCGUACUCGGCUACAAAUUAGACAGUUCUACUGGUAAGUUCUCCGUUCACUUAAACGGUUCUUGUUCAUUCUCAAUACAAUCGUAUGAGCUCAAGUAUAAGUCUACAUUUACCGGUGUUAUCGCCAAGAGGAAGCUCUCUGAACUCUCCGGCAUCCAAGUGAAGAUUCUGUUUCUGUGGCUAAGCAUUACUAAAGUGACUCGCGACGACGAUGAGCUCGAAUUCUCGGUCGGGAUUACUUCGGCGGAUUUUCCUGUCGAUAACUUCAACGAAUGCCCUACCUGUGGAUGUGGAUUUGACUGUGAUUCGAGGAAGAUUGGUAAUGGUGGAUUGCUGUCGUCUUCUUGAUUUAGGUCUUGAUGCUUACUGCUUGACUUUGUGCUUUAUGUAUAUGGUAAUUAGGUUUUAUCUGUAAUGUUAAUAGUGGAUGUGCCUAAUAUUGACUGAGGAGUCUGGUUCUAUGCU
Carica papaya (papaya) is the source of this 952-nucleotide messenger RNA. RefSeq lists its product as uncharacterized. NCBI's taxonomy places the organism in Eukaryota, Viridiplantae, Streptophyta, Magnoliopsida, Brassicales, Caricaceae. The record is from RefSeq and is a predicted model, not a curated record.